Molecule: messenger RNA, 3477 nt
Organism: Fonsecaea monophora
Lineage: Eukaryota; Fungi; Ascomycota; Eurotiomycetes; Chaetothyriales; Herpotrichiellaceae
Exons: 4
Coding region: 1-3477 (1158 amino acids)
Biological process (GO): DNA-templated transcription; regulation of transcription by RNA polymerase II
Cellular component (GO): mediator complex; nucleus
Molecular function (GO): zinc ion binding; transcription coregulator activity; DNA-binding transcription activator activity, RNA polymerase II-specific
Source: RefSeq, a predicted model, not a curated record
AUGUCUGAGUUGGACACCAUCAGCCUGCUGAUUCCUCCUGAGCCUUCGUCCAAACCCCAUGAUCUCCAAGCGCAGAUUCAACAGAUUAUCGCACAGAAAGGUCAUUUUCGUCAUGUCACCCAAAGUUCGCUACUCGCCGAGAUCCAGGGCGAAGCCACUGCGCCGGACGCAGUCCAGGUUGAUCGGGAAGAUGAGCCCCAGGCCGAAGAUGAUACUCCGCAGAAGCGUCAGGAACGUGUCUGGAAGCGGCGAGAUGAGAUGCUAGAGCGCAUCAACUAUGCACAAAACGAGGUCCUCUGCGCCCUGGACUUUGUGUCAUUCCUGAUUUCUCGGCAGUCAAUUCCCGCUCAGCAUUCCAUGUCGCCCGCCCUUCAACAGGCCGUUCCUGUCGGGACGCUGGCCUCGAGAGUUUUGAAAGACAGACCAAUUCCUCCUUCGACGAAGCGGCGGCUGGCCGCUGUCUCUCAGGGCUGGAGGGCUGAGGGCUUCCAUUCAGCAUCCCAAAAGCUGGCGGCAGCUUCUGGUAGACUUCAAACCGAAGCUGAGCGCGAGGCAGAGUAUUGGCACCAGAUUGCUGAUCUCAACAGCAGAGGAUGGUCAGUUUCGCGACUUCCACGAGACCGCAAGGCCAUUGGCGUACAUUUCGGAUUUUCUGAGUCUGCACCGCAAUUUCGGGACCGAGGCUUCGCUCUUCUUCGACAGGGCUCUGAUGGUUCAGUCGUUCUGGACCGACAGGUUGGGCUUAAGAAACGCAAACGGCUGGGCGUCUACGUUGUGCGGGAUGGCAUCAAGACAGGCGCUUUCGAUCUUCAAACCACUGAGCCUUCCGGUACGACGGAACUUGACCAGAGCCUCAACGACUACCGUAAUGCCAUUUUCGAGGAAGAGCUGUUCUAUGAGAUAUGCCGUGAAGCGCGUCUUGUGGCCAACCAAGGCAUUACUACACGGUCGCAGAGCGUAGAGGUUAACGUCGGCGGCGAGUACCACUUAUUGCUCGUGUCAUCCAGCGAAGAAGAAGAUGUUACGUCUCCCAAUGCUGCAGACAAUUUGACAGCUCAAUUCGUGGCCAUAUCUCUAAGGUUGUUGUUGAUUGCUGCUCAUGAGCAGAAUCUCAUCAGGCGAUCGCAAAAACCGCCGCCAAUGACCCUCAAAGCACGCCCAAUCCCAGAGUACGCGUUGCUCCGACCUAUUUUGGCACAUUUACGACACCGUGCAGAAGCGGCAACCUUUUGGGAUAGGUGCAGAGCAUUGUUGGGUGCCUUCAAGCGAGCAGAUCUACCGAUCUCGGUGUCGAUGGAGGCCUCGAACGCCACAGUUUUUCAAUCUCUGCAGAUGGAACCACCCAACACCAUGCUGGCAGGCUUGAUGGUACCUGUAAAAACCAGCUUCAAGAUACACCUGACAGCACAGCGAAAGCUGCAGAUUGGACUAGCCACAUUUCUUGGGCCGGCUCUGUUCGGCUCUCGCUACGAAAUAUCGUCGAUUGAUUUUGGGCUUGCAACCAUAGCGUCAUCUCACCAUGAAACUCGCGACGAGGCGCUGUCAUUCAUCCGACACAUACUGUUGUUGGAUCUCGUUGCACACAGUGAGACACUGGCCCUAGAGGUGCAAGCUGCGACCCGUUCAGAGUUGGAUAAGAGCAAACAGACAGAAUGGGCCGUCUCACAGCCACACGACGGUGAGCUGAGCUUGUACGACGCUCAGGAGGCCAUCGAGAAGCUGCAGAUUUCGGUGCAACACGAAAGUAUCUGCGUCAAGUUGAGCCCCCUCCAAAAGACAGCUGCAGUCUUAAGUGAUGAAAUUGGAAAUGCCACGGACAAUGAAAGUCUUGCACGACUGAAAUGGGAGAUUGGUUCUCUCCUUCAAAAAUGCAAAUAUCUGUCCAGGGGUAUCAAGUUGUCUCAACUAAGCAGGCACUCGUUAUUUACACAAGCACAUCCGUCCAUCGCGAAAGAGUUCGCCGAUCAGAUGGUACAUUUGUACCUUGCUUACUUCGAGUCUGUGUUUCGCAUCUUACAUAUUCCCUCGUUCUGGAUCGAAUACGAGAAAUAUUGGAGCGCUCCCACGGAGGCUGAUACCAUUACUCAACUCAAGAUCCAGCUAGUUGCCGCCAUCGGAACUGUCGUUACCCAAGAUGCUACCAAAACGACAGGCACCUAUUCCACGGCGUGUCAAUGGCUAUAUGCCGCUCAGGACUGGCUGGCUGGACCCAUGAAAAAGAACCGCAUCAGUAUCGGUAGUCUGCAGAUUCAGUGCUUGCUGAUCCUGGCUCGACAGGCUCUUUCUGUUGGGGGAGAUGUCGUUUGGAUAUCGAUGGGCACUGUCGUUCGGACCGCGAUGCAAAUGGGUCUACACCGUGAUCCGAAACAUUUCAAGAGUAUUGGCAUUCUUGAAAGCGAGGUUCGUCGAAGACUCUGGGCGACCCUCCUGGAGCUGGAUAUCCAGUCAGCCUUGGACGCCGGAGUACCACCUACUCUCUCAGUACAUGAUUUUGACACAGAGCCUCCCUCCAACAUCAACGACAAGGAUAUUGAUGAGCAAACCGAGGCUCUCCAGGAACAUCCCGCAACGACGGCGACUGAUUCAUCACUACAGCGUUUCCUCCUCCAGGCUCUCCGUCCAAGGUUAGAAGUUGCCCGUCGUAUGAACGGGCUAGUACCCGCGGUUUCCGAGACAUCGUACAAAGAAUUCUGCACUCUGACGACCACGAUCAUCAGCGCCUGCCGGGCCUGUAGCUCGCAUAUACCCAGGACGAGCAGCUUGGACGCAGCCUCGUUCCACCACCACCUCGCAGACCUCCUUCUCCGCCGCUUCAUACUCCAUCUUCAUCGGCCCCUUGCUAGCCGAGCCCGAAGUAAUCCACUGUACUAUUUCUCGAGGAAAAUGAGCCUGGAUGCCGCCAUGGCUAUCCUCAUCCCGGUCCCCAAGAACCCUGAAUUCGCGCGUCUUGUGCUAGUCGGGGCGGGUAUGUUCAAGAACCGCAUGAUCCACGCGUCCCUGGCCGUGGCGUCGGAAUUGCUCACGGAUGUUGAGGAGCAAAGCCCGCUGGAAUAUCCCACGCCCUCACGGGAACCUUCGGCCUAUCGAAAGAUGUUGACGGACGCGUUGCAAGAGGCGCUGCGGCAGUCUACCGAGCGGAUCCGUCUCGGGGAGACGAAUGUCAAGCUACGUAUGAAGCUCAGUAUGGCUCUGCGCCAGACGGAGGUGGCAGCAGGCGAGACCUCGUCAUCGAUGCAGCAAUUGGCCCAAGCCGCCAAGGAGAGCCUGGAGUUUUCAUACGCGAUCAUCCAGGAGCGGGCAACAGCUGAAGGAGUUGACAUUGAAGCUGGAGGACGGAGUGGAAUGUACGAGGACGUUGACCUGGAUGACUUCGACCCAGAGCACUUCUCGCUGGACCCGAAUUUUAGCUUGGACGACCUCUUCUUCCUUCCUACAGAUCUAGAUGUGAAUGGUGUAGCAAGGCUUCCUCAAAUGUAA